AUGGACAUCUUGCCGAGCAAGACGGACCUGGCUUCGUGCAACAAUCUGGGGGACCUCCUGACGCUGCUGGGCGUUUCGACUUCGCUAUGGAAGGCUCUCACAGAUGUCAUGGGUGAUCCCGGAGGGGACACCCGGCAGGUGGCUGCACUCACCAAAUGGGCCAUCACGCAGGCGAUUGGCAGCGUGCAAGUGGCGCCUAGCAGGGGCGCUUCGGUCGUUCAGGCCGCUCAGUUGGGGCUGGUGUGGCGCUCUGCUAGAAAAAUGGUGUUCCUGAAAGCUGGUGGUGACGAGACUCAGUUCGUGGACGUGGACCCUUGGGAGCCAUCUGGUUCCGGGACGACACCGGCGGCAGCGAGACCAGCGCAGGCGGCAGUGAAGGAAAGCGUCUUGAAGAUGGCGGCUCUGGUGGAUCAGACAGAUGAAAGCGAACUACUUCCUCCGGACAAUGCACAAGUCCAAGCGUGGCUGCAGAGAUACUCCUUGCUGAUGGGAGGCCCUCCAGAGGAGGAAGAGGAGCCGACGGCUGCCCAGCUGGCCGGACUACAUAAAAGAGUGGUGGUGCUGAAGCAGGCUCCCUAUGUCGAUUUUGGGGUGUGGGUGCCGUUUGGAAGGAGGGCCCUCAAGCAGCAGAAGUUCCGCGUCUAUACCCCGCUAGGGGACGGAAGCUUUCUCAUGAGAGAGAUGCCCGGACCCCAAAACCUGCUUCAAUGGCAAGCUUGCUGGAAAGUGCUCAAGACGGCAGCCCUGAUGUUGGGGAUCAUAUCGUUGACGGCGCUGCUGAACUACGAGAAGACGAUCGAGAGGCUGGUGGUCCAAUGGCCGGCGGCGUGGGGGCUUAUCUGCCAAGCAGAAGACAAAGCUCGGGCGGAAAGGUUGGAGAAGAUCAGGCGGAACUUCACGGCGGAGGCAGCUCAGGGAAAAGCUGUGCCAGCAGACUGGGGCGCGGAUGCGCCGUGGACCGCAUGCAUGCAGGCGCUGGCUCGAGAUGAAAGCUUUUGGUCAGAGCAAGUUCGACACCCAGCCGUUUCGUGGCUCGCUGCUGGUGGACGUGGAGUUCCCAUAGCCGCUGCCGAAGCAAUAGCUGGAGCUCAUUUUCCGGGCUCGGAGCUCAGCGGUGGAGGUGCGACAAGCUCUGCCGACAUGGAGCGAAGAAAGCAAGCCAAUCGGGACAAGCGCACCGCGAAGAAGAAGAGGAUCCAGGACCAGCGGGACGAGUUGCAGAAGCUGAAGUCCGCCAGGAAGACGGAGCGCACGGAGGGCCAGCAGAAGAAGGGCGGCGGAAAGGGCGAGACUAAGGAUCAGUCCGGUCUUCAACUUUGUUUCAGCUGGGCCUCGGGUGCCGGACCUUGUGCUGAUGUUCCGGGACUUGCUGAAGAGGGCCUCGGACUUCGCCGCGUUCAAGAGGGGCCGCACCUUCAGGUUUCUCCACCUGUUUUCGGGAAGACCGACGUUUUGGGGAAAGCAGUGCAGACUGAAGCAGCUAAAGCCGGUGUCCAAGCGGAGAUCCGGGCGGUGGACUGGAACGGACCCAUGCAAGAGAACCUCUUGGCGAACGCGCCCACGCUGCUCGAGCAGGCGAAGGCUGGCGAGUGGGAUGCUGGCACCUUGCUAGCAACGAGAAGUUGCGAAGUGGUGGCAGAGAUCGUCAGAACUCAGCGGCUGCGCAAAGUGCCCGAGGCGGGCGCCAUCGAAAAUCCGCCAGGCACAGACGGCGGACCGGAUGGCCCGGUUUGGAUGCUUCCGGAGGUGGUGGCCUUCGUGGAGGAUUUGGACGCGGUGGAAGCCCUGUUCAACACCUGCGCCUUCCAAAGCACUUGCAGACUAAGGUGGUCUAAGCCGGGCAAGUUCGUGGGAAGACUGGACGGGCUCCAAACCUUGAGUCGGAAGUGCGGUUGCCCCGCUGGCUUUCGACACCAGGAGCUCGUUGGCAAGGACAGGACCGAGGCAGCGGCCGAGUAUCCAGCAGAGCUCUGCGCGGAGUAUGCCAAGCUCCUGGUCAAGGCGUGGAAGCGGACACUAGACUUUGAAUGGUGGCGGCGCCAGUCGGCGCUGCAGCUGAAGUGGUACGAGUCGAAGGAGAAGCAGCAGCAGAGGGAGCAGCCCCGCGCCGCGGUGAAGAGGUCCUUUACGUGGACGGACUCCGUGGAGCACAAAGGCCCGGACAGCAAGCUCUCGAAGAAAGGCCAGCGCGAGGAGGAGAACGAGUUCGCGGUUGUCUCGGCGGCCAAGACCUAUGGCGGCGACUCCUGCAGCCUCGAGAUGGACCUGGUGGAGGCCUGGGAGGAAGAGCUGCGAGAGCUGCUACAUGGGCGAUGGACGAUGGACGCCGAGCAGUUGGAAUGGCGCUCCGCUUUCAAGAACUACUCCUCGGUGGAAGCAGACCCGGAGGGCGCGUCUUUGGAACUUGGCCGGUACCUGGACAAGGGCUUCGCGAAGAGGAUGGCCAAGACCGACGCGCAGCACAGGUUCGGCUCCGGGACGGUCAGCAAACUUGCACUGAUCGUCAAGGAAAAGGGAGACGGAACCAUAAAAAGGCGCAUCAUCAUCGACCUUCUCCGGUGGUGGCAACGCCCGCUGUGGAAGUUGAAGGACGCCAGGCUUCGAGAGGAGGACCCGCUGGACGACUUGACGGACAGCGGAGACGAGGACGAGGGCAUUGAAAUGGUUGGGGCGGACCUGUCGGACGCCUACUGCCACUUCGGAGUCGCGGCGGACGAGCUCAAGAACUGUCUGGCGCCUGCCCUUGAAGAGGACGAGAUAUUGGUGUUUUGUGCGAUGUUGUUCGGCUUCAAGGGGGCGCCGCUCAUAAUGGGUAGGCUGUCGGCCGCUUUGGCAAGGUUGUGGCAGUCCAUGGUCAUGAAGGAUGGCGAGCUGCAGCUGUACAUGGAUGACCCGCUCUUCGCGCUCGUCGGCCCCAGAAGCCGAAGGAGAGGAGUGCUGGCAAUGCUCCUUUACACGGCGGCCGCGAUGGGGAUCCAGCUGGCUUUCCACGAGGGCGAGCGGGGGCUCAGGAUAUGCUGGAUCGGAGUGCAGCUCGAGAUUGCGGUCAACAGGGCGCUGCUGCUGCUGACGGUGCCGGAGAAAGUGGUCACGGAGUUGUUGACCAAGAUGAAGGAAUGGAAGGGCAAAGGCAUGAUAGCCUUCCGCGACCUUCGAGCUUGGCGGUACAAGCUGAGGGGCACGCUGGUGCUCAUUCGCUCCGACUCGGUGGUGGCGCUGGCAAUGGUGAAAAAGUUGGCAGCGAGCUCGCCAGCCCUCAACUACCUCGGCGCGUGCGUGGCCUUCAACCUGGAGGUGGGUGGCAUCUGCGGUCUGGUCGAACAUCGCCUUGCUGGAGCCCUAAAUGACGAAGCAGAUUGGUUGAGCAGACCGCUCAAGCAAUCCACCGGUGAACCUCCGAAAGCUUUGGCCAACCUCAAGGUCAAGGAGCUCAGCAUCGACUUGGCUGCAUGGUACCCCUUUACCGCGCCGUCCAAAGACUCGGCGUGGGGGAGCAGCACAGAUAAUGUGCACAGCUUGUUUGAGUGUCUGUAA
Symbiodinium pilosum is the source of this 3534-nucleotide messenger RNA. The record is from the annotation of a GenBank genome assembly. NCBI's taxonomy places the organism in Eukaryota, Dinophyceae, Suessiales, Symbiodiniaceae.